Drosophila rhopaloa is the source of this 5302-nucleotide messenger RNA. Its product is annotated as frequenin-1. Lineage: Eukaryota; Metazoa; Arthropoda; Insecta; Diptera; Drosophilidae. The record is from RefSeq and is a predicted model, not a curated record. The coding region runs from base 507 to 1070 and encodes 187 amino acids. The transcript is spliced from 8 exons. Gene Ontology annotation, molecular function: calcium sensitive guanylate cyclase activator activity; calcium ion binding.
CUUUCAGUCGCUGAUUUGACCGCCAAACAAACGCAACGCAGCUCGGCUGGUUUUUCAAAACGCCUCGAAAAAAAGGCCAAAACGCGCUCUUCGGUCCACAGAAAUCAACAACAGCAACAACAAUAACAGCCGCCUCUGGCAGCAACCAAAUCCAACAAUAACAAAAUAAAGCAAUUACAUGUAGUUGAUUUGUUUUCCUUUUUUUUCAAAGUUCUAUCCAGCAAAUAGUUGACACUUUUUUUUCGGUUACCAAAAAAAAAAUAAAAAUAAAACAAACAACAAACAACAUACAAAAAGAAAAUUAUAAAGCAUAUUAAAAUACUUAUGGCAAAGUUUUGAAUACCCAAAACAAAAGCAACAACAAAAAAUAGUCAAACAAAAAUAAGCAAAGUAAGUCGAACUUGCGCAACAAAAAAGUUUGCCACUAAAAAGCAAUAGCAGUCAAGUGCAACAACAACAGCAGGAGCAACAACAACAGUAACUAGGGGAGUCGCCACAAGAACAACAUGGGAAAAAAGAGCUCCAAGUUGAAACAGGAUACCAUUGAUCGCUUAACAACGGACACAUACUUCACAGAGAAAGAAAUACGUCAAUGGCACAAAGGAUUCCUGAAAGACUGUCCCAACGGCCUGCUCACAGAGCAAGGCUUCAUCAAAAUCUACAAACAAUUCUUUCCACAAGGCGAUCCUAGUAAAUUUGCAUCGCUUGUCUUUCGCGUCUUCGAUGAGAACAAUGAUGGCUCCAUUGAGUUUGAGGAGUUCAUACGCGCCUUAUCCGUCACAUCGAAGGGCAACCUGGACGAAAAACUGCAGUGGGCCUUCCGUCUAUAUGAUGUGGACAACGAUGGCUACAUAACACGCGAGGAAAUGUACAACAUAGUGGAUGCAAUCUAUCAGAUGGUGGGACAGCAACCGCAAUCGGAGGACGAAAAUACGCCGCAGAAACGAGUGGACAAGAUCUUCGAUCAGAUGGAUAAAAAUCACGAUGGCAAAUUAACAUUAGAAGAAUUUCGUGAGGGUAGUAAAGCUGAUCCACGUAUAGUUCAGGCGUUAAGUUUAGGUGGUGGUUAAAUCGAUUAACAAAAACCGAUUAACGAUAACAGACCCAGAAUUCCAAUUCCACAAAAACCAAGCGCGCAAUAACCCGAACAAACCGAUAUUGAAAUUUGAUCAAAACCCGCUAAAAACCAAAAGAAAAAAAUUAGUGGGGAGGGGAGGUCGGUACGGUGCCACGCCCACUCCCCUUCGUUUGCAUUCGCUUCUUCUUUCUGCAAUUUCUCUUCUCUCUACGCUUUUCUCAAUUCCCAAUUCUCGAUUCUCCGCGCGUCGCUUGCGACACUGAAGAUGAUAAUAAUUUUUUGAUAUAUGCAUAAAGUAUAAAAUAAAGGAGAUGGAAAACCAAAUAAACGAACCGAAAACGAAAAUGAAAUUAAUUUUUAAAUAUACACCAGAAUAUAAAUAUAUAGGAAAUCGUGGCGUAGUCAGAGCGCAGUUCAUAGCAAUAAUGAAAAAAGAAAACAAAAAAAAAAACAAAUACUAAUUUUAAAUCAAAUCGAGAGGCGUGAGGCGCAAAUCAAUUUUUGAAGCAUACACCAAUUACGAGUAAACUAAUUAAACCUACGAAUAAAUCAGCAUAAUUAUACUAUACAAUUAAACGAUACAAUUAGAGCCGAACUAAGCCGACGAAUCAACUGCGCAGCCUUCUAAGCAAAAGCUAACGAAAAAGCGAGUUAUCUAAACUCGAUCCCAGUCAGCUAAUUCCACUCACGACAGCCAACAGCAGCCACUAUAUCCACACCUACUAUAUAUACAUAUAGAUACAUGUAUGAAUCUGAGACGUGGCCGCAGACAGGACGAACAGAGUUUAGAGGGGGUCAAACAGGAGAGGGGAGCUGGCCCAAAAAGGGGUGGCUUAAAUAAAGUCACCAGCAGGUCCAACGACUGGCUGAUACCCCUUGAUUAUGGUUACAUUCAUUUGGAAGGAACUUUAUAGCCAAUUUUUUCUUGUACGUUGAUUUUUCUUCUCGUGAAAGUUGGAAGGACAAAAUUAAAAUAUAUAAAAACCUAAAAUAAUUGGCAUUAAUUGCGACAUUUGACAAACUAUAUACUAUUUUUCUGAUAUUUCUAACCAUUUUACUUUGAUAUAUCACACAAAACGCCUAUGUAUAUUUUUGGCUGUGUCGACUUUUAAAUUUUGGCAAUCCCUAAGUAAAGUUCUUGUAAGUAUAAAUAUAGUUUUAAAAUUUCUGGUGUAAAUCAAAUUUAAUUCAAAUAAUAAAAUUUUUUCUGUAUUAAAUUGAUAUUUUGAUAUCUAAAAUUCAGACAUUAAAUGAGAUUUCUUCUCGAUACACGUCAUAAGAGAAAAGGAUUUUCAGACAAGUCUGAGUCCUAGCUCGAUACAGCGCGUUUCAUAGCCCAAGACAGUGCGUUUCAUGACCUGCAGACUAGAUAUUGCUUAGACAAAUAGCUUUUAGGCUUAAUUUUGUAAACCAUUUGCUGUCGCAACCAGCUGCCUUACAGUCUUGAAACGCAACUUGUUACAUCAGUUAACCAGCUCCCUUUGAUAAAGAGAAUGCAUCUGCAGAUGAACUUUUGCCAUAAUCCAAGCAGCAGCGAUAACAAAAAGUGUGGCAUACCCAACAGGCGCAGGAAAAAGUGUUUGCUUUCGUUUGCUCUCUCUCUCUCUCUCUCUCUCUCUCUCUUUCCACCUCUAUCUCUAUCUCUUUCCCUCUCUAACUCUCUAUCAGUAUUUCCUGCUUUGCCUUGUUUUCCGUUAAGCGUUAUAUGUACGUUAUACGUUCCCAACAACAAUAACCAAACCAUUUACAAUAACAACAAGAACAACACGAACAUAUUGACAAUAGGCGAAGCAGGAUGAGCAGAAUGAGCAGGAUGAGCAGGAGGAGAUCCGAAGGUCUUGAAAAGAGUGCCCAGAAAUAGCUGCGAAAUUAAGCCAUUAAUAAAUGAUAAACUAAUCAAAAAACGCACAGCUACAACCAGAGCCACAUCAACAGCCAGAACAUGAACAUAUAUAUAUACACAUAUGUAUAUCCUCGAGAAGGAGCAGCAGCAGUUGCUGAACAAGGAAGUUGGAGCAGCUAGGAUAUAUACGAGUAUAUAACAAUGAAACAAAUCCAUCAUACGAUUUAAUUUCUAUUCUAUAUGCGGUUCAGCUUUAUUAUUGCAUUGAUUUUUCAAUAAACCAGUUAACCGUUUUACUAUUCCGAUGACUAUCUAUAAAUACGAAUCCCACGUUUUCUCACGCCACCCCCAUCUUUAGUAUCCUUUGUGUAAUCUAGAUGUGGGAGAUCUUGGCCUCCCCGAAAACAUGAACACUCACCCAAAACACCCAUACUGUAUAUCUAUAUAGUGCCUAUGUAGUAGUAAUUCUUAUAAUUUCGCCUGCUUUGCCUUCUUUGAAAACAUUCCGAAUUGACCGAUUUACGUUUAUCUUUUCCUAUGCUUUCCAUGUCUUUAAGCACCGAUCUAAAAGAAUAAACACGAUAAAAAUUUAAGAAUAAUGCCAUGCAACCUUAACACUUACCCCAAAAACACCGACACACACACACACACACGCACACAUAUAGCCACAUGUAUGUGUAUAUAUAUAUAUAUAUGCCUAAACUUAUAUAUACCCUAUAUAGUAAGCACUGCAAUCGAAAGCAAGUUAAGGAACUAUAAAAAACCGAAAACCAAAAAACGAAUACAAAAACGCUUCUAUAAACCUCACUGAAAUUCUUCAAAGAAAAAAAACCGAAAGAUAUGACACACUCAAACGCAUACUGACACGCUCACACCCAUACACACACUUGUACGAGUAUAUUAACAAUAAACGUAAUGCGAAAACUUAAUCAAUAAUUAAAUAAUUCGAAAGUGAUAUAGCUGACAAAACAAAUGUGUCUGUAGUCUAGUAGUUAAAAGAAAUUGAGUAAAACGAAACGAAAUGGAAAACAAUUUAUAAAUAAUAUUAACUAAUCUAUUAUAUGACAGAGGAAAUGGGAGGCGACGAGGAAAGCGCAACGCAAUUUUCACGUUGACUUUUUUUUUUGUAAGGAGACGCGUAACAGCUGAAGCGAAAAUAAGCAAAUCAAACUGUAAAUAACACUAAGUGAAUCACGCACACCACAACACAACACACUCAUACACACACGCGCAUACCCACUCACACACUGACAGAAAGAGGAGUACCGAAUAAGUUUGUUAACACCAAAAUAUAACGGGUCUUAAGUAACAAAAAACGAAAACAAAAACAAAAAGAAAAUAACACGAAAAACGCAAGAAAAUAUGAAAAAAAUAAAACAGUAAGUUAGAGCAAGGAAUUUUUUUUGUGGAUUGAAUUGGAUGGGUUUGAAACGAAUCAAGUCAAUUGUAAUAGCCGACAAAACGAAUACGAAAAUUAUUGAAUAUUUAUAUUAAUUUACAAUGGGCCGGUGAGUUAAGCUUUUACCGGAAAAAAAAGCAGAUGAAGUCGAAGAUGAGUUUCUUUCCACCGCCGUUGACAAACCACACGAAUGUCAAGUUAAAUGUUUCACAAGCAAUAUUUUACAUACUUAUACAUGCAUUAUAUACAUAUAUAUAUAUGGGUAAAUAUAUAUAAAUAAAUAUACGAUAAUAAAUAUAUACAUAACUUAUAUACACACUCCGCAAUAAAGAGUCGACGGCAAAUUAGAAAUAAUAAUAAAAUAUUGCAUAACAGAAACACAGAUAUCCAAGCGAAAUGUCUGAUAAUGCGAAAAUAAACUUAAAAGCCAGAAGAUAGCAAGAUGAAGAUUAUAAAACAUUUUUAGUGAUAUUCUUUAGCAAACUUGAAUCUGAUUUCUUUGCUAAGAACGAAACGAAAUGUAUAAAGUCAAGAAGAAGAAUUCAAAAACCAAAAAUAUAACGAAACCAACAAUUAAAGCAAAGUGCGUAUAUUUUACAAAAAAACAAAAGCUAAAAAAGAAACGAACAAAUUUUGUUCUCCCAUUUACCUUGGCUCGACUUUCCGUUCAUUUGUUAUCUCCUUUGUACUACUCUAUUUACCGUUAUUUAUCAUCAUUAUUAUUCCGAUUAUUCCGAUUGUUAUUAUUAUGAUUAUAUGGCAACGUCGACGAUUACGAUUAUUGUGUAAACACAUGCAAAAACUUAUAAGAAAACAAAAAAAAAACGAAAACUUUAUAGAACAUACAAAUGAAAAUCAAAUUCUUUUACCAAGGAAAAAUACUUAAUUAUUUUUUUUAAGUAAUCGCCUAAGGGGGAAUGGAAAAUUUAUCUUGUUACUGUCAGAAAAUAUUACUUACUUCAAAUAAAAAUUUUAAAGCGAG